Messenger RNA from Eimeria acervulina, 1782 nucleotides. RefSeq lists its product as hypothetical. Lineage: Eukaryota; Apicomplexa; Conoidasida; Eucoccidiorida; Eimeriidae. The record is from RefSeq and is a predicted model, not a curated record. The coding region runs from base 1 to 1782 and encodes 593 amino acids. The transcript has 12 exons.
AUGAAGCAGCAGCAGCAACUGCAACAACAGCAGCAAACUGCUGCUGCUGCGUCUGCUGAUGAUGAUCUUGCCGGCUCUUCUUCCGAAGUGCCGUCAGGACGGCGACUGCUGGCGUUGAGGAGAAAGCAGAAAUUAGAGAUGAAGAGAGAGAUGCGGCUAGCAAAGGCGCAGCAUAUGCCUUUGUGGGUAAGGAAAACAAUAAAGCCUAACAAGGAGACAGCAGCAAAACAGCAGCAGCAAAGAGCAGAAGCAAGAGAAAGACUGUCUCUUGAUGAGGUGUCUGCUGAGAUGGCUGGGGUAUACACCUGGAGAGAAGAAGCUGCAGAUACACCGCAGCUUGAAGAAGAUGCAGCAGCAGCUGCAGAGCAGCAGCAGCUGCCGCUGCAGCAGCCAGCUGCUUCUUCUGCAGCAGCUGCUGCUGCAGAGUACCCAUGUAUACAGCUGGAAGAGGAGACAGUCCCUAUACACCCCACACCGCAGCGUCGCUUCACCUGGCUGCCUUUUAACCCUUCACACGUACCUCCAGAGGAGCACCAGCAGCAGCAGCAGAGGCAGCGGCUGCCUACGUUUGAUGUGUCUCUUCUUCCUGCUGCUGCUGCGAACUCCUCGCUGUCUCCUCAGCCUCAGGGGGGUUAUGCGCAUGUGCAGAUUAUACACUUAGCAGAUAAAGCAGAAGAACAAAAACAAAAUAAAACCCUUGUUCUCGCUCCUCCUUGGAUGAAGGCCUUAGGGGGAUUAACCAUAGGCAAGCGAGUGCAGGAGCAGACACUGCAGAAGCAGCAGCAGCGGCUGCAGCAGCUGCUGCAGCAACAGGAUUUGCUGCGGGAGGUUGAGGGGAUUAGGAGAUUGACAGCAGCAGAGGAGACAGCCGACCAGUCCUCUGCAACAGUGCACAGCCAACUGCGGCGCCGUGAUAAGCACAAACGUAUCUUCCGAGACAUCAGCAGCAACAGCAGCAGCAGCAGCAGCAGCAGAUUCAGAGGGUUGCAGGACAAAAGGAGACAGGGAGACACCCAGGGUGACGAAGACAUCGAAGAAGAAAAGGAGACAGAUACAACAGAUGAUGAAGCAGAAGAUUUGGCGUUCCUGCAGGCACUGCAACUGCAGCAGCAGCAGCAGCAGCAGCAGCGGCAGCAGCAGCAGCAAACCCUCCCGGGCCUCAGGGGCCCAGAGACACUAGGGAGACACAAGGAGGAGCUGCAGCCGCAAGAACCUCCUUCUCUCGCCUCUAUUCAGCAGCAGGCAAGCCCCUUUCUAGAGGCCUCUCAGCGGCUUCGCGCUGCAGCAAGCGGCGACGGGAGAAGAGCCCGCAAGGGCAGAAGGGGGGGGGAAGGGGGGCCCUUAGCUUCAGCGGGCCCCAGGCCUAACCCCUUACAAAGCCACCCCCAGAAGCAGCAGCAGCAGCAGCAGCAGCAACAGCAGCAGCAGCAGCAGCAGCAGGAAGAUGAUGACGUGUGGGAGUUGGGGCUUUACUCUAAAGGCAGCAAACCCCCUUCUGUGUCUCCUGAACCCCCUAGCGCUGCAGUAGCAAAGAAGCCAGCAGCAACAGCAGCAGCAGCGGCAACAGCAGCAGCAGCAAGUGUCUCCUCAGCAACAUAUGCGAAGGGACCCUUCCCCAAUUUGUCUCCUUUGCUGGCAGCUAAGCAGCAGCAAGAAGCCCUAUGGAGCGAGCACCUGGCUCCUAAGCAGCAGCAGCAGCAGCAGCAGCAGCAGCAGCAGCAGCUUGAUAUGGAGUGUCUCCUUGCUGCAGCAAAAGGCCUGAAGGGCCCCCAAAAGAAGUGA